GCCACCACGCGAAUGACGCAUGUCUCCCAUCUUCCAAAAAAAUACACAACACACCACACCACCAUAACACAUCACCAUGACCACUGUUCCAGAGACAACCCCAUCCCCAUUCACAUUCUCCACCACCCACCCGAUCCACCGCCAAUACCACUUCCCACCCUUCUACACGCCCCAACCCAUCCUCUCCACCCACCACGCCCAACUCUCCCAAUGGGCCGUCCUAAUCCUCGACUACUGCCGGCACAACCGCAUCUACUCGCUCUCGCUCUCCCAGGUUUCCUACUCCAAGGGCACGCGGCCGGACCUGAGCGCGCACCCGCACGCCGUGCUGUUCUACAAUGCGGCCAUUCCGCGGUGGGUUGAACCGGCGUUUGCGCGGGAGAUUGUGGACUGGAUGGCUGGUGAGGAAGGGGGGAUGAAGGCGGAGUGGCGGGAUAAGGUGGGCGGCUCGGGGAAGAAGGGUGAGGAUGCGGCGACGGGGGAUGUGUUUUGGGUGUAUUGGCGGAGGCCGGAGGAGUGGGCUGGGGUGAUUGAGGGGUGGGUUGAGGGGAGUGGGCAGAAGGGUGUUGUGUUGACUGUGUAUGAGCUGUUGAAUGGCGAUGCGACGGCCAAGGAGGAGUGGAGGGGUAUGGACGAGGAGUUGAUGGUGAAGAGCUUGCAGAUUCUGGUCAAGAGAGGGCGCGCGCAGGUCUUUGGUGGGGAUGGACAGUUGGGAGUCAAGUUCUUCUGAAGUUCUUGCGAUGUUGGACAUAUGCGGGAUAUAUAUGAAGAAAGUAAGAAGACUCUUGCGCCAGACAGGAGAAGGAAGACGGGCACCUCGGACCAGCAACGAGCAACUCCCA
Molecule: messenger RNA, 842 nt
Organism: Pseudovirgaria hyperparasitica
Lineage: Eukaryota; Fungi; Ascomycota; Dothideomycetes; Acrospermales; Acrospermaceae
Product: ESCRT-II complex, vps25 subunit
Exons: 1
Coding region: 77-730 (217 amino acids)
Biological process (GO): protein transport to vacuole involved in ubiquitin-dependent protein catabolic process via the multivesicular body sorting pathway
Cellular component (GO): ESCRT II complex
Molecular function (GO): structural molecule activity; protein homodimerization activity
Source: RefSeq, a predicted model, not a curated record